UUGUAAUUGUUGUUUGUUGUUUGUUUAGUUGACGUAGAAGUUGAUAUAGUGUAAAUCCAGGGUGACAUUAGUAUUAUUACCUCAAACAUUAGUUCAUCUUUUUGUGCAACUAAUUCUUUAUAAAUUGCAAAAAGGUCUCGUUGUAUUUAUUUUUCAUUAACCAACCAAAAGGCACAAUACAUAAAAGACAAAAAGACCGCCAAAGUGUCAGUUUGGUUGGACAAGUGCGUUACACUUACAGCUUACAUUUUCUUAUUUUGUUCUCCGAUAACAUGAUUUGAUCUGUCAUUUUAAUGCAUCUAGCAAAAUGUCCUUGGUAUUUUUACCAAGUGACUCGUUUAAAGGAAAUACGUGAUUUCUAAAGAUGGACGCUUCUUCGUUAUCAACACCUCGACCAACACCCCAUUUCUUCAAAGAUGUGGAUACAUUUUCCACAAAAAAGCAAAGAGGAACACCGCGAGACUCGGCACCACCCCGGCCACCUGUAAAGAGUGCUCCUCCUGUCAGUAGAAUUUUCCCACAUCGGCCAAUACAGAGAGCUCAAGUGGUGUCUUUCAGGAGCUCGGAAAACUCCUUUUUGAGCAAGCGAUACAAUGAGCAAAGUCGAGACCUGUACUUCAAUCAGUGUUUUGAGGUGAUCAGUAAACUUGGAGCAGGAUCAUUCGGCGAGGUUUUCAAAGUUCGCAGCCGGGAAGAUGGCCAGCUAUAUGCAGUUAAAAAAUCACAGGAAAGAUUUCGUGGAGAGUCGGACAGGAGACGUAAACUGGAAGAAGUGGCAAAGAAUGAAAUUUUACCUCGUCAUCCAAAUUGUGUGCGGCUGUAUAAAGCAUGGGAGGAACGACAACACCUUUAUAUUCAAACUGAACUAUGCCAGUCAUGUUUGUGUGACCUGGCGUAUAGUUACCAUGAUUUCUCUGAAUCGACUCUGUGGAACUAUCUGGUGGAUUUGUUAAUGGCCGUGAAGCACCUUCAUGACCAUAAUCUGGUACACAUGGACAUCAAGCCCGACAACAUCUUCGUGUCUAUCGAUGGGGUCUGUAAACUUGGAGAUUUCGGUCUUGUGUUGGACUUGUCGAAGUCCAGUGAUCUGUCUGAAGCCCAGGAAGGAGAUCCGAAAUACCUUGCUCCAGAGUUGAUGCAAGGAAAGUUUGGCAAACCGGCCGAUAUAUUCAGUUUGGGGAUGACUAUUUUGGAACUGGCCAGUGACCUUGACCUGCCGCGCGGUGGCGAAGGGUGGCACAUCCUCCGUAGGGGUCAAAUACCAGAGGAAUUUCUCAGAAAAAAGUCAUUUGACUUAAAGUACGUAAUUCAGCAAAUGAUGGACCCAGACCCAAGAAGCCGACCGACUGUCGACCAGCUGAUGGCGUUUCCGUGUGUGCGCAAAGUCUGGAAACGAAGAGUGCGUGAAUACAUGAUCAAGAAUGCUAUAUCUCAGGUCCGAUCAACGUUAUGGUCUAUAGUGCACUUUAUCACCCUCAUCUUGGCUGUAUUCCUGUAUCCGGUGACGUGCUGGAAAAGACGAAGUGUUUCUCGCAUGUGUCUGCCUAGCGACACCAGUCACUCCACAACCUCCGGGGAUCACAGUAUUUCUGAUGAUGAUUGCUUUGACGAUGAUGUCAGUAUCACAAAUAAUUCUGUUGGAGUUCCACUGGAUACGUCCUCGUCUUCUGACGAUUUUGCCAUACCAUUCAAACCUCCACCAAGACGAGCCUUCACGACUCCUAUUAUAAGAAAACGGCCACCAAAUUUGCCACUUCCCAUGAGUUCGUCGCCCGUUCUACCAGGAAUCAACCUAAAAUGUAGUCCGGAACCCAUACUUGACAGCAGUAUCGAUAGUCUGACCGAUCACUCUCCGAGUCAGAUUAUCUUCACAGACGACGAAGCUAAGAACAACAUUGAACCGAAAAAUCUACUUGGGAUGUUUGAUGCGGCCAGUGAUGAAGAAGAUUAGUUGUGAUUUCGCUCGUCCUGCAUUUAUUGUGAUGAAGUCAAUCAUAGUGCUUACGAAUCAUUCCGCAGGAAAACCCAACAUGGUGGUGUUACUUCAGCAGAAUACUCGAAAUAACACACUUAGUGCUCUUCUCUAGUUUGUUCCACACAAACAUCAUUCCUGAUUUUUGUCUUCUCAACUGACAUCUUCUAUUACAAUGAGGGUUUUUUUGGUAUUUUAUUUACCCAUGAAACAUGGGAGUAAACACAUGCUAUUGGAAAAUAAUGCAUAUAUAUUCUAUAUUUUUUAAUACGAUUAAAGAAUACUGUAAAAUGGCAUGUUCAUUAUUGAAGUCAAAAGUUGAUGUGUUCCAGGUAUGAUGUCAUGUAUGGUGAAUUGUAAUAUUGAAUGCUCAAAAACUGGAAACAGAUACCCAGAGUGUUUGACUGUAUAAAGACAAAAACUAAUACUGAGAAUGAUUAAAUCAUACGAACCAAUCAUAAUUUCAUCAACGGUAUGUACGCUAGCAAUGAAUGAGUAUUGAUAACAAUAAGAAAACCCCCAUUAUCUCUCAGAUUAGCCACUUAAUACAAUAUUGUUUUGCAAUAAGCAGCAUUUUAGGUGUUAGGUUGGUGUUUUUAUCCUCUUCUUUUUUCGGUGGAGGGGGUUAAUAAUUAAUAGUAACAGUUGAACUUGUAAUACAAGGCCCCAUUUACAAAGCGAUCCUAGCACUAGGAUCACCUUAAGUGCAUAAGGUAGAUGAAACUGUUAUCCCCUAAAAUUAAUUGCUUCAGUUUUCAAGUAUAUUUUUGUAUGUAUGUGUGUGUAUGUGCUUAACUUGGGUAUCCAGUUUGUGUGGACAUGGAUUCGAAUUUGUAUCUAUGCAAUUAUCUUCUCACUGCCAUACCACUGUGUGUUCACUGAAAUGUGGUGCUAGAUGAAAACAAUUGAAAUUACUGUUGUCACAUGACAAAACCUCACUUUUGCAUUUAAUGCUUUUGUCAAUAGUUGAUUGUAUGUAUGAAAGCGCACAACACUGUUUAUUGUUAAUAUUUGUUACAGUUACUUAGAUGAACAAUGAUGUGAAGGAAAAGCUGAUGUUUAUAGACUUUGUUACUCAUUAUCAGCUAAUUUAAUUUCAACAAUGUAAAACAAUAAGUAUUGAAUGUAAUAAAAUAUGUUUAUGAAAUGUACUUUGUGACUAGUAUCUUAAGAUAUGUUCUAGUAUCAUUUGGAAAAGAACCAUGGUUUUCACCCUUAUUUUUGCAUGAUAAAACCUAUAUCUUAAGCUGUAACCUUUUUGUUUUUCAUAUAUUGGUGCUGGGCAGUCAGUUGGAUGGUUAUUUUUUUGACAUACAAAUUACUUUGAGUAGUUGGUCAUUUGAGCGGUGUAUAAUAUGUUAACUUGAGAUAAAAAGAAAGUGAAAAGUGCUAAGAAUCUGUACAUAUACUGUGUAAAUGUGUUUGGAGAAAAUGGACAUUUCAGGGUUUUAUUUUACAACGGUUUUGAGUAGAUCAUUGGGUGGCUUCAGUCAAGUCGUGAGACUACGGAGCUGAGCUCUCAUUUAAUGUUUACAUAAGUUCUUUCAAAAAUUUAAAAUGUGUUUUCACAAAAUUUUGUGAAAAUACAUUUUAAAAUUGAUUUAAAAGAUUGAAUAAUGGAAAACCAAUUUAAUGUUGAUUUAUAAUUGGUUCAGUUUUUAUGUUAGUAAUUUGAGUAGAAAAGAUCUUAUUAAAAAAUCUAUAAUGUCUGAGGGGGGAAAUGUUCCCUUUUAUGAUAGGGUAUGUGCUUUAAUCUAUUGAACUGCUUCAAUAAUAUUUCUGUUAUUUGUCAUUUAAAACAUUUUUUGGUUAAUAUUUCUUAAAAUUAACAGUGAUUACAAUAUAUAAAUAAAAAAAGUUGUUUCUCCAAAGGUUCUCAUCAGUUUAAUAAUUUUUCUUUAUUAACAAUAUAUAUCUUCCUUCUGUUUUUUUUUCAUUUCUUUCUGGAACUAUUCAUUUUAAAUUUCUCGCAUGGAAUUAUCAGAAUAGUAAUGGAUUGCUCCUCUACUAAUUCUAAAUCAAGAGACCUGUAUUUAUAGACAAGUUUGAAUCUGUUCAGUUUUCAAGGUUUUCUUACAUUUUUCAGUUUUAAUAGAUUUGCAUUCAGUGGUCAAACUUUAAAAUAACAAAAUACUGUGGAAAAAAUGUGAUGCUGCUGGUUGGUGUUAUUCACACUUUAAAUACUUUGCGAUAAGAAUGAUGUUUAAUAAAUAACAUGACACCUUUAUUAAUUUUGUACUUGUUUAAAUAAACUGAAAAAGUAAUUAACACUA
Molecule: messenger RNA, 4245 nt
Organism: Gigantopelta aegis
Lineage: Eukaryota; Metazoa; Mollusca; Gastropoda; Neomphalida; Peltospiridae
Product: membrane-associated tyrosine- and threonine-specific cdc2-inhibitory kinase-like
Exons: 14
Coding region: 365-1951 (528 amino acids)
Biological process (GO): protein phosphorylation
Molecular function (GO): ATP binding; protein kinase activity
Source: RefSeq, a predicted model, not a curated record